AUGAGGGAGUUGGUUUUUUACCCCUCGCUGCAGGCAGUGAGCAUGCAGCAGAGCAGGGCAGUGCCCGUGCUCUGCUCCAUCACGCUCUUCUCUCUCUACUGCCUUCUGCGCUUUGCCCCAGACCUGGACCUGCGAGUGCUCUUCUCCUCCUACCUCACACUCGUCGGUGGGGUGGCAGUGGCCAGCCACCUCGCUGACCCACUCAAGGCCGCUCUGCCCAAGGAGACCAACGACAGGCUGUCGGUCACGCUAAGUAUUAUGUGUAUGGCCGUGUGUCCUGCGCUCUUCGCCUCCUACCUCACGCUCGUGGGCGGGGUGGCAGUGGCCAGUCACCUCGCUGACCCACUAAAGGCUGCUCUCCCCAAGGAGAUGAAUGACCGGCUCUCUGUCACGCUAGUGGGUUUCUGUGCUGUGUGGCUGUGUGUCCUGCUCUUCUCCUCCUACCUCACGCUCGUCGGUGGGGUUGCAGUGGCCAGCCACCUCGCUGACCCACUCAGGGCCGCUCUUCCCAAGGAGAUCAACGAGAGGCUGUCGGUCACGCUAGGUGUGUGUGCUUCUGUGGUCGUGCAGUUGCGGUGGGAUGGGUGCGUGGCUGAUGUGCUGUGCGGUGGGGGGCUGAGUCACCUCGCUGACCCACUCAAGGUCGCAUUGCCCAAGGAGAUCAACGACCCACCUGUCGGUCUCCCUUAA
Messenger RNA from Closterium sp. Naga37s-1, 690 nucleotides. Lineage: Eukaryota; Viridiplantae; Streptophyta; Zygnematophyceae; Desmidiales; Closteriaceae. The record is from the annotation of a GenBank genome assembly.